AUGGCGAACCCAUCGAGUUUGUGGCAUACAGCCGGCCGUGUCGCACAGUCGACAGGCCGCUCGCUAGCUACACCUUCGCUCACAUCGCAAUCUACCGCCCGUUUCUCUACAUCGGCACAUCUUUGUAAACGCAAGCGACGUGCGACAAACCGCGACAACAACCCGAACCGCGGCGUGUCUUCAAUCUAUCGAUCCGGACCCCGCGAGCCAUUGUCCAUGUCUGACAUUCCGUUACCGCGCCCGAGAGAAUUCACGCCCAAAGUCGAGGUGGACAAGGACCAUGGUCUCUGGGGGUUCUUCCCACAGCCGGGGACAUGCCUCAUGACCCCAGAAGAAACCGAGAAAUAUGGACGAUCAUGGACAGCCGAGGAGUUGAGGCGCAAAGGAUGGGAAGAUUUGCACAAGCUUUGGUGGCAGUGCUGCCGAGAGCGCAACAUGCUCUCUACGAGCAUCAAAGAACUGAAGAGGUCCAAGCUUGGCUUUGGUCAGUCGGAAUUGGAACAACGCGAUCUCACGGUCCAAGCGACAAUGCGCAAUAUCAAGGCCGUGCUCACAGAACGUUACUACACCUGGGAGGAUGCCCAGGCGGUAGCAGCCACCGACCCCGAAAUAGAUCUACAAGCCGUCGAUGGCUCAGCGUACAACCCGGGGUCGUAUGUCGAUGAGUUUGAAGCCAAUGAGGACGCCUGGGCAGGGAAGAAAGACACUCUCCCCGAUGCUCCUGAGUUUGACGACCCGGCAAAGGAAGAGACCAAAGCCGAGAAAAAGCUGCAGUCAUGA
Messenger RNA from Emericellopsis atlantica, 780 nucleotides. Its product is annotated as mitochondrial 39-S ribosomal protein L47 (MRP-L47)-domain-containing protein. Gene Ontology annotation, molecular function: structural constituent of ribosome. Gene Ontology annotation, cellular component: mitochondrial ribosome; mitochondrial large ribosomal subunit. Bases 1 to 780 code for a protein of 259 amino acids. The record is from RefSeq and is a predicted model, not a curated record. NCBI's taxonomy places the organism in Eukaryota, Fungi, Ascomycota, Sordariomycetes, Hypocreales, Bionectriaceae. The transcript has 2 exons. Gene Ontology annotation, biological process: mitochondrial translation.